This is a messenger RNA of Ceutorhynchus assimilis (cabbage seed weevil), 4797 nucleotides long. The record is from the annotation of a GenBank genome assembly. NCBI's taxonomy places the organism in Eukaryota, Metazoa, Arthropoda, Insecta, Coleoptera, Curculionidae.
GAGACACUAAAUCCUAUCAAUACAGCGUUGCUAAUUUUUUUCAUGGGCGGAUUUUUGACAGAUAACGCAUGCGUGACAAGCAGUCAGCUGUGAAAGAAAACUGAAAUGGCUACUCAUUAUUCAAUUUAUUAUUAUUACAAAAUAUUUUAGUGUUUAUUAUACAAUCAAUAACAAAUAGUGACUUAAAAUUUUAGCCAAAAAGUAUUCGCAUGUCAAUGUAACACUACCGUACACAUUAAACAAUUUUUAAGCAACGUUUUUAUUGAUAAAAACAAUGUUUAUUAUCAACAUAUUAUAGUUGUGAAAGUGGCUCAAUAUUUUUUAUUUUUUAUUUAAAUAUUUAUUAUCCACUUGGGUGGAUAAUAAUAAGAAACCUCCUAUAAAAAUGUGAGUAAUUUUUAAUCAACCACUUCACUGCCCCCCCAGGAAGUAGAAAAAAUGGCUACAAUGAUGUACCCGAGCCUGACCAAGUCCCAGUCGAUGAGGGCCAAAAGAAAAUCGGCUGUAGAAUUGCUGGCCGAAAGUAAACCGUUUUACGUGAAGUCUGAAAUUGUAAGGGACAACACUCAGCAGUUGCCAUCCAGGCCUCAUUCAAAUUUCGGAGGAUAUGCUGGCUAUGGAACUUAUAAUCGAAGUAAGAGUGUUAAUGUCACUGGGAAUUGCAGUUAUAGUAAACCUACGAAUUUUCCUCAAUAUAUGGCCGUGUCUCCAUCUCGUUCCUUACCGCCACUCACCCAUCGCCGUUCAACGCACUUCAUAACACUGCCUACAGCCCACCAGGCAACCCCACCCAAUUCAACCGACUUGCUACAGAACCGACUGCGCCAACUUUUAGUUUGCGAUAGUGCCGAGGAGCUACGCGUCGAUCAGGUAAAAGACGCUCGCAAACCUGAUGUUAUUAGACGUAGAAUGGCUCCGCUGAGUCCACCAGCUGAAUACUCAUCCCAACGUUGCCACAAAAGCCUACCAGAUUUGCACUGUAGAGGUAGCGGAGGCAGCGGCGGAGCCGAGCCCAGCUCCAAUAAGAGCAGCAAUAAGAGUUUGUCCAAUCGCGACAGUGGCGGCUCUAGCGGACAUUAUACUCAACGGAGUGAACCUGCUCCACCACCUAGACAAUUUUGCUCACAACAAGAUACGCGUCGCGACAGUGGCUCCAGUACUCAGCACAGCGGCGGUAGCUCAUAUUAUUGCUGUCAGGAGCCAGAUUGUAGGGCCGCACGUCAAACGGGUUAUCCACCGCCUCCUGUGUCGACGUUUAAAAGGCAAAAGUGUCUCAGGUACAAGAGGGAUAGGCCUAUAUUAAGAUCAAAGUCGGAUAUAAGUGACAGAUACUGGCGCCCUCCUGAGCUUCCUACAAGUCACUUGGAGCAAUUUUUCGAGCAUUUAGGUCUGACUUCGGAUAGUUAUGAGGAAAUGUUGAGCGGCAGUCACUCGUCUGAUAGUCCAGUGUUUUUUUCCGACGUUUCCACAGUGGACUCGUCCAGGCCUCUGGAUAAUGUCGAUUGCUGUCCUCAACAAACAUACAGGAACAGUGAGCCUCCUUCAAUCGUAGAACGCAACGCUCGCAUAAUCAAAUGGCUGUGCAACUGUCGAAAAUCUCAAUUGACAUAGAAAGACUCAAAACAAUGGCAACAAUGCUCACUAUCGACCUCAAAAUGAAUUGAUGGUAUUACCGAAAAACAGAAUUACGAAAUAAUUAUUGGUUGUCUGAAACUGACAACGAUUUAUUUACAAGGUGAUUUCAGGGUAGAGAAAAAAAGAUGUUUGUAAUCGGUAGCUCAAAAUUUACUGUACUGUGUGUGUGUACCCUUAGAUGUAGUAGUAUAAAAUGCUCUAUUACCCUUUUUCUCCAUAAUUCCUUCUUAGAUAGGAUAUUUAAUGUUUGAAUAAGUGUUUGUUAAGCAGUAGGCAGGUUUGGGUCAGUCGAAAAUUUGGACAUAAGUUUCAUAUUUAGUCACUUUUGUGUCCAAAAAGGUUAACUGAAUUAAAACCUAAGUGAUAAUAUACAUUAAAAACAAGAAUUAAUUCUCAUAUAAGGGCAACUAAUAAUAAGGUUAAUAAACUGAUAUAACCAAAAAUACUAAAAAAAAAUAAUAAUAAUUUUUCUAACUAGUACCUACAUACUAAAUUUUGUAAAUUUUAUUUUCUACUUGAUAGAAUUAAGGGAUGUUUUUUUUUCAAAAUUGCAGUUUCAGCGCAUUAUAAUACUUGUUGGAUUUAUCAAAAUUAGAGCCUUGCGCCCAUAAAAAACACUGUUUGUCACCUAUCAUACUGAGUUAGUCUGUGAUUGAAAUUACUAUCAGUGACUCAUUACUCACAUAUGAAGCGGCGCGGGAUGUGAGACGUCAAGGGAAAUGAUGAUGUGGAUUGAUUAAAAACUAUUUAAUAAUAAUAGUUGUUACUGGGUGCAGCAUUAUUUGAGUCACUGCCAGUAGUUUUGAUCACAGGCUAUGCAUAAAUUCCAUUCUUUAUCAUAAUGAUUGAGGUAGAAUAAUAAUAUUUUAUAUUCAUAAUCUCUGGAAUCUUGUCUGUGGUCUUUGGAACAAAAUGGGUUAGUAUUUCAAAUAGAGCGUCCAAUAAUCUAAAUAAUUCUCUAUGUAAAUCCCCCCAAAUUUAUUCUCAAUGUCUCCUCAUACUAAAUCAAGUCUUAUUUGUCUUGCCCAAUCCUAUUCACAGUACUCUAAGCAGUAUUCACCAAACAGUAUUUUAUCCAUUUACCAAUCCAUUGCUUGUCAUGUAAGGCACACCCAAUAAAAACCAAUUCUAUCCAUUUUAUCUGACUGGGAAAAUAAAUACCGAAAAUCGUCAUUGUCUAGAAUAUCUUGAAUACCGUUGACACUUUGGAAUUAACUUAAAACUUUCAUGAACAUAUUCCAACACUCUAAAACACGUUCAGAUGUUAGAACUUCAAUUAGAAGUAUCGCUUACAAAUAUGUGGGAAAUUUCUGAUAACUACUAAAACAUUCCGGCGCUGCUUAAAGAACAUUAGAAUUUUAUUUUAAUUUUCUCUCUGCAAAAGGAGUAGGUAUGUUUGGGUUAGUUUCUCGUACUUAUUAUUCUACCUCAAUGAUCAUAAUACAUGAUGUGUAUGAGGUCUAUAACAAACUUAUCUGUUAACUAGUGAAGUUUAUCUGUCGAUGUCAAUUGAAGUAGAUGGUUUGCUUCAGGAUGAACUUGACUUAGUUUCAGUGAUACUAGUCUUGGGUUUUUUGUACUACUGAUUUUUAAAAAUUAGAGUAUUUCUGGUCAAUUUUUUUUGUGUUAAUAUUUAUUGUAAAUUUUAUUAAAUCUAAAUCGCUGAAGGGCAAUUUUCAAUUACAUUAGUGUAGUUUCUUUUGGUUUUCUAUGCUACAUUUUGGAGGGCUUGGCAACAUGUGAUUUUUUUAAUUUUUGGCCUUUUUAACCAACAUUGCCAUUUAUAUUUUUUAUGUUUUGUUCUGAGAAAAAGACACAUCUUACUCCCCUAAUGUUGUUAAGACCAAAGCUCACUUAUUAUGCAAAAUGUCAAUUUUUGCCAUUUUUUUUUAUCUAGUCUAUUAUAAGAAAAUUUGAAUACUGAAAAACUAUACAUUUUAAAAUUAAUUAUAAUAUGAGGUUGUUGUAAUAAUUCAUUGUUUAUUGAUGUUUUUAUCAAAAUUUAGUUUUUUUUUUUGCCUGUUUUACGAUGUUUAGGAAAUUGGAUGGAUCGACACAAUAAAAGUCCAGGAUCAUUUGAGAAACGUCAAAAAGAGGCACUUUUUAUCAAAAAGAUUUUAUCUGAAACCCCUUUUCUGUACGGUAAACUUAUAUUUGCAAUGUUUUUAAUUAUCCAAACUCAAUUAAGACUUUUGUCGUGACAUUGCCCAUGUUACUUUGGCUAUUUUGUGAUACAAAGAAACAAACAUAGAUAUUACUAAUUCGUUAAUUAUUGUAAUCAACCAAGGACCCUUUCAAAAAGUUCAAAAUUGUCGAGGUCCAAACACUAAAUUAAUUAUUACCAUUUAGUACAAAAAAAAAAUUGUUUCAGUAUUCCGAAUCAUUAUCUUUGUUUUGCGAUUGAAUUAUUAUUGUUAAAAAAUUGUUAAACUUUAUAAAAAUGCAAAACAGAAUUGCGACAAAUUCAAUUAAUUAUCAUAAUCAUCAAACUGUAUUGAUAUUAUUUUCUUUUGUUCGACUAUUUAUUUCUCGUAUACUAGUAUUAAUAAUAUAAAUAAUAAAAUAUAGUGUAUGUGAAGUGUGAUAAUACGACAUAUAAUAUUAGAAUGCUCUUUUUCAGUACCCGCCUAGGAUAUUAUUAAAUUAGAUAUAAACCAUAUUUUUCUUUUGUGUGUGUUUGUCAUGUGUUUUAUGUUUUGGUUUAUAUCUUGUUAUUCGCAUUAACUAAUAAUUUUUCAUAACUUUUUUUCUAUUCCUACUAAUCAAUUAAAUAUAUACUGUACAAUCAAAAAAAUAAAGGCGAUUCUGUGUAAAAUAUAAUAUAGGUUAUUCCAGACAAAAUACUUCAUUAUGAAACAAAUUAUCUGAGCCCCUGAUAUCUAGUUGAUUUGAAUGAACUAAUUUUCUAUGGAGCAGCCUAUAUGUAUUUUGUAUGAACAACUUUUUUCAUCAUUAAUUGAAAGCUCAGUUUAAUUAGAUGUUUUGCUCAUUUGAAGAAUAAUAAUAGGUGAAUCGAAUUUGCUAUUAAGUCUGACAUUUUAUUUAUUAGGGCUCAAUUCAGAAAAUUUUUAAUAAGCAUUAUAAAGACUAACAUGCUGUAUAAUAUUAAUUAUUAUUCCAUUUUCCAUCAAAAUCAGAAUGCAAUAUGGAAAUACUUCAAGC